Messenger RNA from Symbiodinium natans, 5100 nucleotides. NCBI's taxonomy places the organism in Eukaryota, Dinophyceae, Suessiales, Symbiodiniaceae. The record is from the annotation of a GenBank genome assembly.
AUGGAUACUGGGGCCACCAAGGUCCCACACUGGGUCUUCCACCUCGAUGGGGACACUAUGCUCACACGCUUGGACCUUGAACUGAGCCACUUCACCGAUGCUUGGCUGGGCAAGGACCUCGUGUUCUACGAGCGCUUCCACACUGGUGAGAUCAUGGCUGGCAACUACGCCUUCCGCAUCUCCGAAAGAGCCACAAGCUUCCUCCUCGGCUGGGACGCAUGGCACACUGAAGCCAAGGGCGUAAAGUUCUCCAACUCAGACAAUGGCAUCCUCCAUUUCCAGCUGCUGACGACGGUGCAGGAUGAGCUGAAGUUUCCUCAAGGCCCAUGGUCAAACUUCAGCGCUGCUUUAUCUGACAUAAGAGAGAAGUACCAAGAGUCAAAAGACAUCCCGAAGUACGACCGCUUUUUGGCCCUCGUCAAGCUUGCUCUUGGUCCGAGACGCGACUUCAAGCAUGUUCUGAUCGCUCGUCGCGGGCAAGGAUUUUGCGCAGACGAUGUGUACGGCGACCGAAACAUCCAUGAAGCUGGGGAGUGGGCAUCGCACUUCAAAAACUCAGAUUUGGCGCUCGUAGAAGACGGAGGAAUCCAAGCUCUCAUAGAGGACGAGAAGUCCGAAGACGAAGGUGUCUCCAAUUCGGGUAGUGCCGAGUCGGAGCCAGAUGGGAAUCCGAGGACGGCGCCUCUCCCCUUCCUCAGCAAGUUUCUCAACCAGCUGGUCCUCGGCCAAGGCGGCGCUGCCUUGGAGGGCGACGAGGAACUUCAGGGAGAGGGCGAGAAAGAGCGUAGGCCUGCGAAGGACUGGGCGAACACCGCCUCGGACUUGGACCGAAGCGUGAGGGCAACCGGUUGCACCGAACUUGUCGGAGGGCCUGGUGGUUUGGGUGGUGGUGGAUGGUCCCCUCGGCGUGUUAAAUGGGCAGUGAUGGUGGGUCGUGGUUUGCUGGUGGAGGCGAUCGCGUUCUUGGUGAAAGUGGAGUCGGACAUGAUGGCAGUGAAGUUAGGGGUGGUGGUAUUGGAGGUGGAAGGGGUGAACAUGAAGUUGGAUGUGGCAGAAGUGAAGCAAGUGGUGGUACGGCUGGUGGAGGAGAAGUUAAGAGCCUUGUCGCUUGGCCUGGACGAGCUGUUCGAGAAGUUUUCUUGGUAUAGCGAAGAGGACCAGGUCACUGCGGUCAAUCAGGAUGUGGCCGCUGCCGAUAGUCAUGCGAGAAGCAUAGCCGACGCCGAGAACGUGAACUUCAUCGACGACGGACGGAAUAGUGGAAGGACGGGAAUGGAGAUGGAUAGCAGUGCUGAUAGAGAUCGCCUCGACCUCAGUUUCUCAGGACCACCCCCAGGACUGACGGAUAGAAACUUGGAGAUCGUGGCGGCGAUGGAUAGUGUGGGGAGGACUCCGACGCUUGCUAUCGAGGAUCUGGCUGGAAUAGAUGAAAGGAUGGAAGAGGGACCGUUCGUCAUCCCCUCCGAGCCUGUAUCCCACGGGAUGAAUUACGAGUCAACGGGAGGUGCCAAGGGAAUCACUGGUUCCAGGUUAGAAAUGGCGAUCGAGGACAGAGUGGAUAGUCUUGCAGUGUCAUCAUCGUCAGAUCAUGAUAGGACGAUCAGGAGGAAUGAUGAUGGAAUAGAUGCGAUGAUGCCCAGUGGCGAGCUCGGUGCGGAGGGCGAUCGAACGAGAAGUGCGGAUAGCGGACAUUGGAUGGGCAGAGGGAAUGGAGAUGAUCUCGUUCCAGGAGUGUAUUCGAAUAGUGCGACCAUGAUUGGGAAUGUCGGUGCCGAUCCUACAGACCUGGAGUUGAUAGCUAAGGGAUCGUCAGCGGUAGCGCAGAACGUGGUCAGUGAGAGCGAUGAUAGAGCACUGUCUGUAUUUUCAUCUACAGGUCUCUCGGAGGCAUCACCAGGCGGGAACGUUGAAGCGUUGAAGGAUGUGAGGAUGGGUCAGACUACGACGAUCGGAAUAGAGUGGGGAUCCCAUGGAAUCCGGAGUACGCUCGAGGAAACGGGGGUCAUCACUGACAUGGACUUUGCGAAGUUCUUCACAGAUCAGGGGCCAGGAGAGCCUGGAUCAACGCCCAUGACGAUGCAAUCGGAUUCGCAGGAACGGUGGAACGCUGGGAUAUAUGGCAAGAUGGAUGAGGGACUGCGUAAGCAACGAGCGGAGCAGGCCGUUAAGGAGAUGAACCAGAUAGCCGAGAGCGUCCCCGCAGCGAAAAAGUCGAAAUCGACAGAAAUUGGGGGACCGAUCCAUCAGGCAGGAAUGAUCACCCCGGACCAGGGUAGCGAAGGAUGGGGCAAUCGAUCCCCGGCUCCACGGUCUCCUGGGAUAGGUGGGCAGUACGAGCAUUUCGGGAUCGAUACUCCUCCUGAAGGACGAGGCAGGAACGACGAGAUGAGGGCAACAUCAUCCCCACCCAGGCGGGCAAAGAUGAGAGCUCCUGCUGAUCCGGACAAGUCGUCGUUGGGAGAGAUAGAUGGCAGGAUAGAUGACUUGCAGACGGUGGUUGUGGACACGCAGACCGACGUAGCCAAGCUUAAGGUGGCAAGCGAAUGUGCAAGUGCAAUUGCUAAUAGCUCAGCGGAAAAGGCGGACGUCGUGAGCAAGAGAUUGGUGGAAUGCGAGGAGGAGGUGAAGCACUGGAAAGGUUGGAUAGAAUCGCAGCAGAUAGAUACCAAGACAACACUGUCGCAGGAGCUGAAAGAGAUGAGUCGGAUCAUGGACGGGAGCGUCAGCGAGGAUAGGAUGGAUGAUGCAAUGGCUCCGCAACUGACCGAGGGAGCAAUGCAGCUCGCACGGAGAAUGAGACGGCAGGUUGAAAACGUGAAGGUGCUCAAGACCUCUGUUACGACUAGAUUGAAGGGAGUGGAGGAGCGAUUGUCCACAGCGGAGCAUUCAGCGGACAUAGCCAAACAGAGUACCGGGACGAAGAUCACCACGUUAGAGACAGGAUUGAACGAGGUGAGACGUGGCAUAGGUGUAGUCUUCUCGAGCAUGCAAAUGCGACACGAGAAUGGAACAUGGAAGAACGAGAGACUGGAUAAAGUAGAGACGGUUUUGAAUAGACAGUGGGACCAGAUCAAGAUAGCGGGCGAGGAACUAAGGAAGCUGAAGUCCAAGGGGAGCCAGAAAGCCGGAACAGAUACGGCAUCGUCGUCACAUUGCAACAGCCAAGGAAAAGGUCCUGGAUGCGGAUGCAGAGAACCUGGCGAGGGUCACGGCACGUGCAUAGAUGGGGCAGUGCGGGGCGAAACCAAGAAGCUGAGUGAAGUGGUUCUGGCGCAGAAGGAACACAUAAUGACCGUCGCGAGAGAGGUGAUAAAGAACCGCAAAAGCGUGGCUGAGAUUGUGGCGAACAUGACAAAGGUUCACAAGACUUGCGAGAAUGUCGCUGCAAGGACCGAUCGGAUGGAUGAGAAGAGAAACGGAGAACAGGCCUGGGUGAAGGAUACCGUGCGAAAGAUGGAAAAGACAAUGGAAUCAAUGUCGAGCCGUAUGAUAGAUGAGCAGAAGAGAGUCACGGGCGAAUUUAUCCUUGUCAAUGCUCGAAUUGAUGAGAGCGCACGGAACGAAGGGGUAGGCAAGAUGCGAGGAAACAGCGCGGAGAUAGGAAAGCCACCGACCAUGUCACGCGGACGAGAUAGUCACGGUGGGAGUGGGGGAGCCGACGGAAGAGCCAGGAGCGACAACGCCCGAGGGAUAGAGGCUUCGAGGCCGGAGUUGGCAGGUCCUGUGGUAGAUCGAAGGAUUGAGAAUAGAUGCAUUGUGUUAGAACAGCAGGUGACCAAGAUCACUAGUCAAUUGCAGGGGUUGACCACUGUGAACGAGCGGAUCGUGAGGGAGAACGCUAGCCUGCUCAGUGAGAUAGAAAGCGUGAAGGGGGAGAACAAAGGAGUGACAGAAUCGGUAGCGCGGAUGAUCCGGGAUAAUAGAGAUGAGGUAUCUAAGAUGAGAGCGGAUCUCGAUCUUCGUAGUAGAGAAAUGAUUGAACUCAAAGAGAAGAACGAGCAGUUGGAGGCAACGGUACGAGAGUAUGAGCGGAGACUGGAGCAGGUGAAACGAAACGAUAGCAUUAAAGCAGAGCUGGAUAGCAUGUGGAAUAGAAUCGGUGAGGUCGCCAAGCAGAGCUCCGAGUACGCUAUGCCGGCGCCGGCUGUGGGAGGUGCUUCGAACGCUGGCUCCGCAAGACCAAGUGCCGGUGCCACGCCUGCUGCGGAAGAGAAGUGUGUGGUAAUUGCUAUGAAUACCAUGAUGACUUGUGCAUGUUGUGCUCCACUGAUAGACGGGGAUGCGAUGCCGGAGGGUAUGCAGGGACAGGACUUCCAAGGCGGAGGGUAUAACAAGUUCAAGGACACCAGAGGGAUGGAGAAAUGCAACGAGAUAUCGAUAGCGAAGGAGCCAUCAUCCGGGGAAGUAGGACUGUGGCUGGGCGAUGUUGCACACACUGCGAAGGCUGCGUAUCUGUAUGACGGGGACUAUGCAUACACGCAGGUAUUGAGGGUGCGCGAAAGGAGCGAAGCGAUGAUAGACAUGGAACUCAAGUAUCCUGCGUUAGAGAACCAGCUUUUUAGCGGAUUAAAGAGAGCAAUAAAGUCAGAGUCAUUGUCGGCGAAGGUGAAGAUGGAGAUGUACAAGACUCAGCAAGUGGGGGAUGGAAAGCCGAUGACGGCCAUGAGAUUGCUUACGCUGAUAGUAAAGCAUGUUGAGAUCCCGAUUGCAAAAGAGAGUCAGGUGCUGUACGAUGGCCUGAGUAGCACGAAGGUGAUGAGUUUCCCGGGGAAGCCCGAAGAGGAGGCACUGGAGGAGUUCAUGACUAGAUGGGAUCUAGCGCACACGAACCUUAUAGGACUGAAAGGCAAUACCUGGAGCGAGCAACAGCUGGGAUGGAUGUUGCAUUCGAAAGUGCAGAGAGUUCAGGUGCUGAACCACGAUAUUGAGGCAUGGAGACUGCUUCCGGACGAGGCCAAGACUCAUACCUGGUUGCGAAAGAGAAUCAAGGAUAGACUGGAGAUGUGGAGAGCGGACAAGAACAUAGACGAGGCAUCAAUGCGGGUGAGUCGACAGGCAUUCACGAGUGGGUACGAGUUCAUCGCCCGCAGGGGGAAAUAG